AGGGGGAGUAGUUUAUGUCUGUGUGUCCCUUUCCAGCGGUGGGACGAGGCUGGGGCCAGGGCGGAGCUACCGUUUUCUCCCUCUGAGUUACAGAGAGGCCAGGAAAGUACUGUAAUUCAAACGCCACGCCUGCGUUGGGGAAGAGGAGGAGUUGUACCUGGAGAUCGGUAGCAGAGCGAGGGUGGAGCCCGUCUUCCUACUUGCCCGAGCCCAUGUUGAGCAGGAAGAAAUCGCUCAGCAGCCCCUCCUGAGGAACCCGACACGCCUGCCUGCGGCGCGAUCCACCAGUGAAGGGGAAGGUGUAUUGUAGGGUCGCGUGCGGCCGGAGCUGGAGUUAGAAGGGCUCGGCGCUGCGGCCGUCGGGGAGGGGCGGUUGCGCGUCCAUGGCUCCCGACCGGCGGAUCGUGCGGCUGCUGCUGCUCACCAAACUCCUACUAGCUCUGGAACUGAUCCUACAAGGAGCAGGUGCUGCUGAAAUUUCCCUUCAUCGCAAUGAAAGCGUAACGGUUAGGAUAAAACCUGAGGUUCUGCAUCUAAAAACAUGUGCACUGCGUACAGGAGGAAAACCGUUUUUCACUGAACAGAAAAUACAUCCUGGACAGUCUUUUAAUUUUGUAUUUGAUUGCCCGACGCCAGAGAAAUAUUGGGUGUUGGUGAUCGAAAAAAACAUCGAUUGCAUGUCAGGGCCAUGCCCCUUUGGAGACCUCCUGCUUCAUCCUUCUGGAUUGCCACACCUUAAUAGGACUUUCGUUUGGGAGGUUAAAGCUGACAGGCUAGUUGGACUUGAACUGAAGUUUUCUACAUGGUUAAGACAAAUUAUGCCUGGAGAGACUUGUGCAGAUCACAUCCUUUACAACAUUGGCAGCCGCCUCAAUACAAACAGAGUCAACAUUGGAAAUUUCUGCAGAAAUGGUUCUGUGUCUCGGGUGAAGGUGCAAGGGGGUCUUAGCUUGACCUUACAACUUCCUUGGGAUUCGAAAGUCAAUUCCUCUGGCUUUAAGCUUGAAAGUAGAUCAUCUAUACAAAGGUUAUGCAUUAUUGAAGCCACAUUUCAAAAUGAAUCAUCAGCGACCCUGAUGUCUGCUAACUACCCACUAGGGAUGCCAGAAGAUGAACUCAUGACAUGGCAGUUUGUCAUUCCGGGGAACUUAAGAGCUGACAUCUUCAUCCGUAACUACUCAAAACCAAAAUGUGAACGGAAAUUUGAGAGGCUAGACUACAGUUUACCUCCAUCAUACUCCAACAAUAAGCUUGAAGGGGUGUCACUUGAUGCGGAGCAACCUUCCAACAUUCCUGGUAGUUUCAACCUUUCUCUGCAGGGCUGUGACCAAGAUGACCGAAAUCCAGGAGCCCUCAGUCUGCUUUUUGAUGUUGUUGUUCAGUACCCAAAAAAUGAAGGAAAUGUAACCCUCAUAAUUGACCUGAAGAAAGAGUCGAGAAUGAAUCUUACCAUUUAUUCAAAGCCCGAGUCCCAUUUGACACAUGAACGGAGAUGCUUGAUCUGUGUUAAUUCGAAUAAAGAUUGCAAACACAAUGUGACCUUAGAACCAAGGUUCAGCUACAAAGUCACCUUUCUGUGCCUGAAUCUCGAGAAUAUAAGGAUAAUUGCUGAGCAUUCUAUAGCCUGUUGGAAUUUUAGAUCCUGCCCCAAAUUCUCCCCUCUGGUUGUGCCCUCUUCUCUGACCCGGCUGCCAAUCCUGCUUGAGAGAUAUACAUGGAAAAUCCAGGCUCCAGAAGAUGUCAGCAUAGAAAUCAAGUCUCCAAACUUGAAACUUAAGCAGCAUAUCCCAGACCAGAAUCAAAUGUGCACGGGAAGUUACAGUUAUGCUGUUAAUAGCACUACCCCGGGAAAGGCCGUAAGUGUUGGUUUAUUCUGUCCUGGAGGAGCCAUCGAAAAAAUUCAGAUGAAGGGCAAUCUCACUGUAACCCUUAAGACCUAUGGGAAAAGGUGGUUCAAUGAAUCUCAGAAACAGGAUCUUCAGUUGUUGUUCAUCCCCAUUAUGCCAGAAGAAUGUAUUUUCAGUCUUACUCCGGACUCCAAAACCAAAGUUUACUUGCAGACACCUAACUGGCUGGAAGGCAUGCCUCCCUUCAUGUCUGUGUAUUGGAACAUCAGCGUCCCAGCAAAACAAGUCGCACAGUUAGCCUUCUUAAGUGAACGGAUGGGUGUGACCUGUGAGAGAGGCCGGGCUUAUAUCAAUAUUAAAGAACAGAAUCCAAAUGCAGAGGAGACGGUGUGUCGGGAUGAUCAGAUCCUGCCAAAGACUCUGGAUAUGCGACACCAUUUCUGGAUAAACAUCACUAACUGUAAGCCCUCUGCCAAGCAGUUACUGAGUAUGCAACUCAUGGUGACUUUUAUUCAGAAAAAAACAGAUCUGGCAAUCAUAAUUGGUGCAGUGGUUGGUGGGAUUGCAGUGUUAAUGGCUAUUGUGCUUGUCAUUUUCUGCACAAAGAGAAAGAACAGGAAAAAGGAAACACCAACUCCAAUGGUGGGAGUAUAUAAUACCAAUGUCAACACCCAGUUACCCGGACGACAGGGUUUAUUCCAAAAAAAUAGGAAGGCCAACGAGUCUCAUAUUUAUGCAGUCAUUGAUGAAGACACGGUUUAUGGACACCUGUUGAACAGCUCUACAAUACCAGAAACUGCUGAGACGGGUGUGUACCGGCCUUUUUCUGGGCCCAUGAGUACUACGCCACCUUCCCCUCCACCAUUCAGGAAAGCAUCCAAAGUGCCUGACACAGAGGAAUCAUCUUUCACGCUGGUGACUGACCCUGAUAACUACACCAUUGGACACCAUCCACCAGGGGAGCUCCAGAGCAAUGGGGAUGUGAAUGGGAGCCAUCAAGAAAAAGUGAACAGCAAACCUUUGCUUGAAAACAGGGAACAGGAAGAUUCAGUGGAAUGACCUUGCUACCAAAUCCAUGAUUUAUCAGGUUCAGAACCCAAGUCUUAACCCUUGACUCUCUGUAUUCCGAAGAAUACUUUUUCUGUGGUCUUUUUAAAACUUGGGAUGUGCUUCUGUUCAGAUUUUACAAUGAACCUUCAGACCAUGAAUUGCUGGGACAUGCGUAACUAUGAAGAUGGAAAAGGGUAGGAAAGCUGCAUUUUCAGUAUUUGAUUAUGAACAGAGCUGGGAUUAUUUUAAAAAUCAAGAGAUGAGAUGGUAAAACAGAAAAGAAGACAGUGACAUUGCCUGUUGAUUCUUCUGCUUGAUGAGACAGAUAUAUGGGCCACGUGGAUUUAAAGGUUUUAGUCGUACUACAGAAUUGUUGUGGGGGAAAUGGCAGAGCAUGAAGAUGGUUUUCCUAAAUGGAGGCUUGUAAAAAGGGCAGGACUUUGAUUAUUCACAUAGUUUUAUUUCAUACUAUGUGUAUAAGGAUGAUACCAGUUACUGGGUUAGAUACAUGCCCAGCUAAGCAGCAAAAAUAAUUGUGCCAUUUAUAGAGAAGAAUUUCCACCUACUCCUCUUUUCAGUCUGUUGUGUGAUAUAUGAAUGACUGAGGAUACGUCAAUUUUAUUUCUUUUCUACAUUUGUACAUGGAAAGAUUGUUGUACAUUUUAAUUAAUUAUCCUCAGUGGUGCUUUUAAAUCGUUGAGGUGAUGCCAAGGAUCUAAGGGAAAGAAAUGUGUUGCUCCAGCAUUAAAUGUUAUGUAAGCAAUAUGUUGACAUAAGGUUUAUUAAUGUAUAGUACAGAAAUAACAGAUGUAAAUGUAAAGGAAAAAAGUAUCAAAACAUACUAAUGGGAACUAAAACUGUCAGUGUUUGGAUGCCACUGGUUAUCAGACAGAUUUGUGCCCUGCAGAUGUAGUUGACGUCCAGGACCUGGCAGCCUCUCCGAGCACGGCCAGAAGGGGAUGGGGGUAGUGGCUUCCUAGUCCUUCUCUAUCACCUCUGUAAAUAUGAGGCUUCCCAAGAGUGUACUAUAAAAACAGAAGACUAUUCUGUGUCUGUGUAGAAAUGAAUAAAUACUUAGCUUCAAAUACAGAAGCACAACAGUAAAGAAAGGAAAGUUCCAUUUGCAAAUGAAAUGCGAAUAUUUCAAUCAUCAGCACUUCGUACAGUUCUUACAGUAUCACAGCCCAAAUUGCUAGAAGUCAGACAUUUUAUUGAGAAGCUUCAUUUGGGGGCAUAGAAACCACAUCACAGAACAUACUCAAUUUAGCCUACCAUGACCACCACACAAACACUUACUACUUUAUUGUGAACAGCAAAAUCAUGAUAUGACUGAGUGUAACUUCACCAAAGAAGGUAAGAAUGGUGUGUUUGAUUACCUUUCAAACAUACUUCCAAUACAGAGUUCUUAGCUAAGUAGUCUGCAACUAAUAUGUGAGAGAACAUCUGUGUUGGGGCUUUGCGAAUCCUCACUGAAAUUACCAUUUCCUCAUAGCACAGAAGUAUCUCACAGUUGCCCAAGGCCCUUUUGCACAAUUUGCAUUUCCUUCGCUUGCUCUUGGGCAAGAGUGAUGUCUUGUGUGGCUUUUAUAAAAAGAGUUUUAACUGGUCAUGGAAAUCCAUGGUUAACAACUGUGAUAAUGCUUAGUAAAUGUGGUUGGACUUUCAGUCUCUCCACCCUUUCAAAGCUGCCCCCCUCCACCUUGCACAAAUGUUUGGUCCACAGACUCAGGCAAAACCACAGGAGAGGCCUCCUUCAGCACUGCAGUGAGCUGACAAAACAAAGGCAGGGCAAUGCUUAAGCAUCUAUGGACGUGCUGACACGUCUGUAUUAAUUUACAGGAUUCAUUUUGUAUUUCUUAUUGAACUUUUGGAUGUGUAUUUUGUUGAAGCCAUUGAUGUAAUUUACAUUGUUGUUGUUGUUUAGUGAUGUCCGACUCUUCAUGACCUGAUGGACCAGAGCACACCAGGCCCUCCUGUCUUCCACUGCCUCCUGGAGUUGGGUCAAACUCCUGUUGGUACCUUCUGUGACACAGUCCAGUCAUCUUGUACUCUGUCAUCCCCUUCUCCUCUUGCCUUCACGCUUUUCUAACAUCAGGGUCUAUUCCAGAGAGAUUU
Pogona vitticeps (central bearded dragon) is the source of this 5012-nucleotide messenger RNA. It is a transcript of the gene CDCP1, whose product is annotated as CUB domain containing protein 1. The record is from RefSeq and is a predicted model, not a curated record. NCBI's taxonomy places the organism in Eukaryota, Metazoa, Chordata, Lepidosauria, Squamata, Agamidae.